AACCAAAACCAAAAAUAGGAUGGCUGUACCAAACAUAUUAUCCAUCUCCAGCAACACCGAGCACCCACAUUACAAUUUCCAAAGCCUCUUCCUUUCGGCAGUCAAUCGAAUUAUACAAAAAUUCUGACGAAAUGGAGCGAGGCAAAGAGCAAGGGUUGAUGGUGCCCAGGUUGAUGCCGCAGCAAAACCCUCUGGAACAAUUGCAAGCCAAGUUCAAGGAAGUAGAGAACGGGUUCAGGACAUGGCUAGCCAAGCAGUCCAUGCCAGUCGAGGCGGCUGUGGUUACCGGCACCAGCGCGGCUCAGGGUGCUGCUAUCGGGGCUUUCAUGGGUACCCUCACCAACGAUAUCUCCUCCUCUCUUCCAACUCCUCAGUCUUCCCUCAAUCCUCAAGCGAUGGCUUCUCUCCAGCAAGCCCAGGCUCUAUCAGGAGGUCCCUUGGUACAAGCUCGAAAUUUUGCAGUGAUGACGGGUGUCAAUGCUGGCAUAUCUUGUGUUAUGAGAAGAUUGAGAGGCAAGGAGGAUGUCCAAUCUAGCAUGGUUGCAGCUUUUGGUUCUGGGGCCAUGUUUUCAUUGGUGAGUGGCAUAGGUGGCCCAAAUCAGGCUGCAAAUGCAGUCAGUUCUGGACUUUUUUUUGCACUUGUUCAAGGCGGGCUUUUCCAGUUAGGGAAAAAGUUUUCUCAACCUCCUGCUGAGGAUCCAUACUAUUCCAGAACAAGAUCCAUGUUAAAUAGUCUUGGCCUCCAGAACUAUGAGAAGAAUUUCAAGAAAGGCUUGUUAACAGAUAGCACAUUGCCUUUGCUCACUGAUAGUGCUCUUAGAGAUGUGAAAAUACCCCCUGGGCCCAGGCUCCUUAUUCUUGAUCAUAUUCAGAGGGACCCAGAAUUGAGAGAGAAACUAGGAAGCCGUGGGUGAAUUCCAUUUUGUCUCUGAUGUCCUUAACAUCAAAUUUCGAUAAGCAUGCUUGUUUAGAAUUCUUUAAACAGUUUGCUGUAGCUUUAAUUUUUCAAGUAGUUUCAGUUGUUGUUAUAUUAAACCUCGGAUGAAGAUGCUAGACUCAUGAGCUUAAAUGCAGUAAUUUUGGUAUUUGCCUCUC
Theobroma cacao (cacao) is the source of this 1095-nucleotide messenger RNA. Its product is annotated as Mitochondrial import inner membrane translocase subunit Tim17/Tim22/Tim23 family protein. Gene Ontology annotation, cellular component: chloroplast inner membrane; TIM22 mitochondrial import inner membrane insertion complex. The record is from RefSeq and is a predicted model, not a curated record. Gene Ontology annotation, molecular function: transmembrane protein transporter activity; protein binding. NCBI's taxonomy places the organism in Eukaryota, Viridiplantae, Streptophyta, Magnoliopsida, Malvales, Malvaceae. Gene Ontology annotation, biological process: protein targeting to chloroplast; protein insertion into mitochondrial inner membrane.